Messenger RNA from Malassezia restricta, 1263 nucleotides. RefSeq names its product prolactin regulatory element-binding protein. Gene Ontology annotation, biological process: protein secretion. The transcript has a single exon. Lineage: Eukaryota; Fungi; Basidiomycota; Malasseziomycetes; Malasseziales; Malasseziaceae. The record is from RefSeq and is a predicted model, not a curated record. Gene Ontology annotation, cellular component: endoplasmic reticulum membrane. Bases 1 to 1263 code for a protein of 420 amino acids. Gene Ontology annotation, molecular function: GTPase activator activity; guanyl-nucleotide exchange factor activity; protein binding.
AUGGUGCAUAGGCACUCGACGUUGUCGACGGGAUGGCCCGUCUAUGCGAUCAGCUUUCUUGAUAACCGACACUUUGUGUAUGCGGGUGGUGGCGGUGCAUGCCGCACGGGCGUUCCGAACAUGCUAAGGGCUACGGAGAUCCAGUGGCCGUCGCCAGAGCCGGAUGCAGCUCCGUCGCUGUGUCAGAGCGGUGAGAUCACCUUGCGUUCGGAUGAGGAUGCGCCGAUGUGCCUGGCUGUCAAUCCGUAUCAUGCGCAUCUUGUAUGUGGCAUCAAUGCUCCUGCUGAGCAAAUGCAGCGCCCGACGGAGCGUGGGAAUGAGCAUGUGCGAGUGUUCACCUACGACGUGCAGUCUCAUCCCGCCGCUAGGGCGCAAGCCGAGGCCUUGACGACAGAUAUUCGGCUCUACAUGUCGAUGGCAUCGCUGGGUAUCACCGAUCCUGAGCACUAUCAAAAGACGGUGGCUUUUUCGCCGGACGGCAAGCUACUGGCCGUGGCUAGCACGGACGGACGUAUUCAGCUGCACAGGUAUCCCAGCAUGAUGCCCGUGUUUUCCCUGCACCUGGGCGUCGUGUCGCUGGGCGAAGAAGUGUACGAUACUGACUUUUCGCAUGACGGCAGGCAACUCGCCGUCACGACGCCCACACGCAUCGUGAUCUUUUCGACGACGCCGCAAACGGUGAAAGCAGCGACGCCCACGUUUGCUCCACGGAUCCUGCAGGUGCUUGAGCGGCCCAAACUAGGAGGCAGCGUGGGUGCAUCGUUCCGGAUGGGCAAGUUUGGCCGUGGUCCCGCAUCCGAGGUGGGCACGAAGAACCGCUUGUAUGCGUUGAUCAAUGCACAGGCGGUGCAAGGCAGCAAGAAACGCCCGAGCUAUGUCAUGAUGUGGGACGCUGAUACAUGGAGGUGCAUGUCGUCGUGCGCCGUGUCCCACAAGCCGGCGACAACGAUGGCCGUGAGUCCGCACGGUCGGUACGUAGCCGUGGGCUCCUCGGAUCUGGGCAUUACACUGCUGCGCGCAAGCACACUGCAUACGCUGCUCAAAAUCAGCGACGCACAUGACUUCCCUCCGACCUGCCUCGCAUUUUCGCCCAACGGUCGCAUGCUCGUAAGUGCGAGUGCAGACAGUUCUGUGCGGUUGACCGUGCUUCCCACCAGUCUUUUGCCCAUGCUCAUGAUCUCAGACGAGAUCAUCUUUGUCGCGUUCUUUGUAGCCAUUCUGCUCAUGGCGCUGCUGAUUCCGCAUCUCUUGCACACAUCAUAG